AUGAAUGAAGCAGCGCGGCUUUUCAAGUGGAAAUGUUUGGUGAUGUUACUGCUCUUGCAUUUCGACAAAAUGUGACACGUAGGCCUAAUGGAGUUUCCAUGCACAAAUGGAUACUGAUUCAACACCACAGUGAUUUGUAUGCUGGGGCGAAAGGACAACGUUGGAUUGGAGGCAGAAAAACAGCCGCUCGCCAUCCCUGUUCACUCUGAUGAAAGAUGAGCAACGAGAAGGCGGGGAGGGGGAUGGAGUGAUGAGACAUAAGAAGAGUGAAGAGAAGAGAGACCUGCUUGGUAUUCACCUGUCUCUCUGGAUCAAUAAAGAGCUUCGUCCAUAAACACUGAUGGCGAACAGAAAGUCUGCAGUCAGCUCCUUCACCACAGGAGGAGAGAGACAGCAAUGAUUUCCAUGGAGACGGUGGAAGACAGAGAGCGAGAGAAGGUGAGUUGAGCAUGAUUCCAGUUAGGCCGAAUACUUCCUCCUACAGCUGUAUAUAUAAGGAGACAGGAGAGCACUUCAUACACCAAACUGUUCCACUGAGAGGUCCUGCUGUUGUGUAGAUCCUCUGCAACCAUGAUAAAAUUGUUAUGUGUUGCCAUUGUUGCAGGGUUGUUCUGGGAAAGCCACCAGCAGAAGCCCGGUAAAGUCUUCCUUCCAGUGAAGCCCGAUAAAGUCUUCCUUCCAGUGAUGCCCGAAUGCUGGACUGACUGGUUUGACAGAGAUAACCCCUCUGGAUCUGGAGACUGGGAAAUCUUAUCCCAUCUUUACAAAGAGAACCCGGGCAAGAUCUGCUCUAAACCGCAGGAUAUCGAGACCACGACUCUCUCUGGACUCAGUGUGGCUGCGGCAGGGGAGGUCAUUUUUAAAAAUGACGUCACUUCAGGAUUCAUCUGCAGGAACAAUGAUCAACCCAAUAAGAAGAUGUGCAGUGACUACCGUGUUCGUUUCAGCUGCCAUCCCCCAUUCUGUGGUGGAGGAGUGUGCUGGACCAAGUGGUAUGACCGUGACAAUCCCAGUGGCACAGGGGACUGGGAGCUUUUGUAUAACCUGAGAAUUGCUUACCCAGGACAAAUCUGUGACUACCCUCUGUCCAUUGAGGUUGUUACCACUGACACAAUGACCCCAGCCAUUUCAGCAGGGCAGAACUUCCAUAUCUUCAAUCCGACCCACGGAUUUGUUUGCCGCAACCAGGACCAGAAAUCAGGCAUGUGCCGUGACUACAAAGUUCGCUUUGGGUGCCCAUGCAAGAAUUAAGCUGCAACUCCACAGCAAACAUCCAACAAGGAUAUGAAGCUUUGUUUGCUUUAAAUGUUGUCCUUUUUUCUUUACCUUUCUAUUUCAUGUCUUACUUUACCUGACGAAAGAAGUUCAAUAGGCCGACAUGUUGACUUGUAGCAGGAACAGGACCGUGAAGCUUUAUCAGCUGAUUAAGACUGAGCUUUAGUUCGGAGUAUGUGUUACGCCUGUACUUUUACCAACAUGUCUUCUGUGGUAACAAUGCUUCAUGUGC
Molecule: messenger RNA, 1507 nt
Organism: Eleginops maclovinus (Patagonian blennie)
Lineage: Eukaryota; Metazoa; Chordata; Actinopteri; Perciformes; Eleginopidae
Exons: 12
Coding region: 571-1251 (226 amino acids)
Source: RefSeq, a predicted model, not a curated record